AUGUCACGUCAGGGUAGCCGACACACGACACCGUCACCAUCUCCUCGUGGGAUGUCCGACGAAUUCUUUCCUGUUCAGAUGCGUCCAUCAACCCCUCGCCUUGUCGAAACUCCAAUCGGUAGUCAUUGCCGAAAUUGUCUUCAAUACAUUGAACACAUCAAACAAUUAGAGAAAUACAUCGAUCGCGUGCAUGAAGAGAAUCGCAAUCUCGUUUCCACCAAUAAAACGAUUCGUGAGACUUAUGGGAAAUUAUAUUCAAAGGCUGAACAAGAAGAGGAGUACAUCUCGAACGUGUUGCUCAAAAGGAUUCAAAAGCUGAAAGCUGAAAAGGAAGUGAUUGCACAGAAAUAUGAGCAAGAGGAGGAGAGGAUUGCAAUCAAUUUGAUGAAGAAGAUGCAGGAUGUGCAAGCUGAGCGUGAUUCUAUGCAACAAGAGAUGAAGAAAGAGCAUGCAGAAGUGAUCGACAGUUUGAUGAAAACUGUACGAAAAACGGAGACCGAAUUGGAACAAACUCGCAAGACAUUGGAUCGAAUGCGUAAAGAGAAAAUUGAUCAAGAGAAUGCUUUGGAGACAGAGCAAGAAAUGCUGUACAAUACACUUGGGAAACAAAUGGAACAUUUGAAUAACGAUAAAAAACGAAUGGAACGAAUCAUUAAUGCAGCUUAUCAACGCGGCUUUGUUGACCCAGAAGUUAUCAACAUUACACCACCAUCUAGCUCUGAAAUGAUUGCCAUUGUAAAUCCCCUUCCUGAGCGUCCGAUGCCAGCUAUUUCGCCUGAUACUCGUGGAAAUGAGCUUCGAGUCACUCGUCACAACCUUCGCGUUGUUCAACAACAACUCCAAGAGUAUCAACAAGCAGAGAUUGCAAAAGACAAUCAAAUCCGCUUGCUUCAGGAUACAAUUGCUGGGUUGAUUAAGGAGAAAGAGGACUAUUGCAGAGUACUAGAUGAUAUGAAACGCUCGUUCAAUGAUCGAUUUGAUCAAUGUUUAGCUGCUUCAUCAGCCGUUACACCAUUCCGAAUGGAGCCACACGAUGUUCGCGAGUCGUCGAUGGGUCCUCCAUCAGUCCCACAAACUCCUCGACCAAUACACGAUUCAGUAUCGGACAUGGAUGACGCGUCUUCUCGUGGUUCUCAUCGAGAUGAA
Molecule: messenger RNA, 1146 nt
Organism: Mesorhabditis belari
Lineage: Eukaryota; Metazoa; Nematoda; Chromadorea; Rhabditida; Rhabditidae
Source: the annotation of a GenBank genome assembly